Molecule: messenger RNA, 1525 nt
Organism: Leptonychotes weddellii (Weddell seal)
Lineage: Eukaryota; Metazoa; Chordata; Mammalia; Carnivora; Phocidae
Source: RefSeq, a predicted model, not a curated record
UCUCUGUAGGACAGUCGACCCAAUAUGUCAAGACCUCUGAUCACUAGAUCUCCUGCAUCUCCACUGAACAACCAAGGCAUUCCUACUCCAGCACAGCUCACAAAAUCCAACGCACCCGUCCACAUUGAUGUGGGCGGCCACAUGUACACCAGCAGCCUGGCCACCCUCACCAAAUACCCCGAAUCAAGACCGUCAGAGAUCGGCACCCACGCUCAGGACUAUACUUUGUUAUAUGAAGAGGCAAAAUAUUUUCAGCUUCAGCCCAUGUUGUUGGAGAUGGAAAGAUGGAAGCAGGACAGAGAAACUGGUCGCUUUUCAAGGCCUUGUGAGUGCCUAGUGGUGCGAGUUGCCCCAGACCUCGGAGAAAGGAUCACACUCAGCGGUGACAAAUCCUUGAUAGAAGAAGUGUUUCCAGAGAUCGGCGACGUGAUGUGUAACUCUGUCAACGCAGGCUGGAAUCACGACUCAACGCAUGUCAUUAGGUUUCCACUGAACGGCUACUGUCACCUCAACUCGGUCCAGGUCCUCGAGAGGUUGCAGCAGAGGGGAUUUGAAAUCGUGGGCUCCUGUGGAGGAGGAGUAGACUCGUCUCAGUUCAGUGAGUACGUCCUGCGGCGGGAGCUGAGGCGGACGCCCCGUGUGCCCUCCGUUAUCCGGAUAAAGCAGGAGCCUCUGGACUAAAUGGACAGAUUUCUUAUGCAAAAAGGAAAAAAGAAAACCGUACACAACAAGUAACGCAAACAAAAAAAGGGACAUUUAUGUGCAGUUGGGACAGCAAACCAAGUCCUGGACCUAAAAUUGAAUAAAAAGACACAUUUAUAUCCAAUAGAGACCACACCUGUAUUCAUAUGGGAACAAUUGGAAUAGUGAUAUCCUCAAGGUGUAAAAAAAAUAUAUAAAUAUAUAUAUAUGUCAAAAGGUAGGAAAUGCAAAAAAAGGAAAAAAAAAAAAGUUUUAAAAAGGUGGUAGCUACAGUUGGUGCUGUGAUGGCCGUGAGGUGUCCCGGGCCUCCCGAGGCCCCCGACCAAUAUACAAGCCAUGAGCAAUGAGGACGCAUCUCCUUACGGUUUCCAUUGCCAACAGCCAUCCAUUGUUUCCUUUUCCUUUGUCUUUCUUUUUCCUUUUUUUUUUUUUUUUUAACACAAAACACCUUGAAUGGAGUUUAUUUGCAUACGGAGGCUUCAUGUCCUCUCUUUUAAGCGGGACCUGGCAGGACUUCAGAAAAACCCUCAUGAGCACACUGCAUUCGAAAGACAUUAGACAUUUUAAAUGUAGUUUGUACAGAAGUCACACUUUUUUGUCCGCCUUCACAGAUGUGAACAUUACUUUGUUUUUAAACUGAUCAGUUUUGCAAAGGGGCCAGAAUUAUUACUUGUUAGAGUUGCUCCAGUUUGAGUCUGCUGCUUUCCUACAAUUUUUCAAAUUUUAUAAUGUAUUAAAUACAAUAAACUCUGUUUAAAAAAUAAGGUCUGUGUGAAACACAAGUGUGGGGAUGAGGCUGUAUUAAAAUGAGAUUUUUUUUUUC